CUCGGGUCCCCGGGCGCUGGUUGGGGGCGCUCCCCUCCUGCCCCACCCCCGCCGAUGGGCCGGCCCGGCUCUCCCUGCCGAGAAAUGGGCCGGCCCGGCUACGCGCGGGCAGCUGCGGCGGCGGCGGCGGCGGUGGCGGCCCAAGAUGGCGGAGCUGCAGCUGGACCCGGCCGUGGCGGGGCUGGGAGGGGGCGGCGGGAGUGCGGUGGGCGACGGGGGCGGCCCUGGCCGCGGGCCCCCAAGCCCGCGCCCGGCUGGACCCAUGCCCCGCGGGCACGGUCGCCCGUCUGCCGCCGUCGCGCAGCCGCUGGAGCCGGGUCCCGGACCGCCCGACCGGGCAGGGGGCGGUGGCGCGGCCCGCUGGGUUCGGCUGAACGUGGGCGGCACCUACUUCGUGACCACCAGACAGACCCUAGGCCGGGAACCCAAGUCUUUCCUCUGCCGCCUCUGCUGCCAGGAGGACCCGGAGCUGGACUCAGACAAGGAUGAGACAGGGGCGUAUCUGAUUGACAGGGACCCCACCUACUUUGGUCCUAUCCUAAACUACCUCCGCCAUGGGAAACUCAUCAUUACUAAGGAGCUGGCAGAAGAAGGCGUACUGGAAGAAGCAGAGUUUUACAACAUCGCGUCUCUUGUGCGACUGGUUAAGGAAAGGAUACGAGACAAUGAGAACAGAACUUCACAAGGCCCUGUGAAGCACGUGUACAGAGUUCUGCAGUGUCAGGAAGAGGAGCUCACACAGAUGGUCUCCACUAUGUCUGACGGUUGGAAAUUUGAACAGCUGAUCAGCAUCGGGUCUUCCUAUAACUAUGGAAAUGAGGACCAGGCAGAAUUCCUCUGUGUUGUCUCCAGAGAACUAAAUAAUUCUACCAAUGGCAUUGUCAUAGAGCCGAGUGAAAAAGCAAAGGCAAAUUUUGGUCCAACAGCACAUAAACUUUGGAUCCAACUACGUUUAGCAAGAGCAUAUUUUACAGCUUACAGGCUUCAGAUUCUUCAGGAGAGAGGAUCACGGAUGUAAACUAAGAAUCUGAAACACCAGAAUCCUAAAUGUCAAGAGAGCAAUCCAGCAGAGUGCGUCUGUGAAGUUCCAUCUCACUCCUGUACAGUAACCGAGCUGCUACAAAGCAGAGCGGAGCCUGGCCCCCGAGUGGAGUAGUGUUCCGGUUAAAACCAAAGGAAUCCCACCCCCACCCACAGGACUCCAAAGACAGAUACACUUCUGGCUGCAGAAUCCUUUUUCAGAAACUCGCUUUUGUUCCCUUAGCCAGUAUUGUAACAGGUAUUUGCAACAACAGCUGGACUAGGUUCCCAGUUGGAGCCUUUUGGGGAUCUGGGAGAAGUGGGAAAGUGGCCUAGCUCCUUGGAAUGGCCUGUACUUCAAGGAAGCUGGAGCCGAGGAAGGGUGUCCCUGAGCUGUGCCAUGGUUCCACCCUAGUGUGCCACAUGGGGCAUUAGCAGUCUCUUCUCGGAACACUGUCUUUUCUUCCUUCUUUUCAGCCUCACAAUCCUGCAGCAGAUGCAGAGGGUUCUAGCUGCAUCUUAUUGAAUUGAGGUUUUGGGUAAAGCGUAGAGUUGCCAGAGUACCCCAUGUUCCUAUGAGCAGAGCCUCUGUGAGGGGAGGGAAGAUGAGGUGUCCUUUGCUGUGGUUGGAGGUUGGUGACCACUGCUGUAGAUUCAGAGCACCCAGCUGCCACCACGUGGAGCUUUGCCUCAGUUGUCUCCAGCAGCCAGGACCCUCAGGCAAGUUGCUUUGUCCCCAAGGGGAGGUUUGAGACAGGCAGCAUCCUGGACUGAAUCAGACAGACAGGAGCGUGAGGUCGUUGCUGUAAGCAUCUGCGGUCUUCUCUUACUCUGCAUUCACCCUGUCUUCCUUCCCUGGCUUUUUAAACUGGACCAAAGAUGAAGGGACUCUGUGGACCUUCUGAUGGCUUGGGGUGGAGAAGGCUGUUCCUUUGAAAGUUGCCAAAUGUGUUAUGUUGUUAUAUCUGAGAGAGCUGUAAUUUCUGUGACUGUCUUUGGAAAUGCCUUGACUGAAUGUGCAAUAUUUGUGUCUCUUCUUCGUUUCUGGCCUUGGCACACCUGCCCCAUGGCAGUGUCAGUGACUCUGCGGCAUCCCCAGUGGUGCACAUGCAUUUGCUGGGCAGUCUGAGACCCCUCGGUCUCUCACUCGCUUUCUCACACAUUAUUUCUUUCUGUAGAGUGCCAUGUUUUUGAGGGAUCGGUACUUGUUUGACAAGGAUGUAGCCAAGCCCUCCUCUGGCCUUUGACCGCAGAGCUUGUGUCUGCACUUUCUCUCUGAGGUUUUGAGUCAUGGUGAGUAGUCAUGGAAUGAAGAGAGUCAGAGAACCCUUCUCCUAGAUAACCUUUACUGAUGUGGCAAGUGGUAUGGAGAAGGAGAAGGUACCUCUGGGGAUUGCCCCGUCUCUAAAAGCCUCCUCAGGCCAGGCACGCUGAGACACAGCUGAGGUUCUCCGUGCUCCACAGCUUGACUACUUACUAGGAGGAUCUAGGGUAGUAAUUUCUAGAAAUGACCAUAGGCUAUGCUAAGUGUCUUUCAAGCUUGUGACCUGACCCUGCCCAGAUGGCUUAACUUCUCUCUAGUAUUCUCACUCUUUUUCUUAUUUUUCUGUAUCUGUAGAGUAACUCAGAAGUGUGUGUACAGGGCUUUCUGCUGAUACAUUUUGUCUACACACCACUGUAAGUAUACACGUUAGCGCCUCAAAAGUCUGGCCUGUGCCCAGUAUUUUUACAGCUGUAAAAUGUUAGAUGAACUUCCACCUGCAGUAAAAGCAGCCACUCCUACAAAAGGCUUAAUGGACAUCCAUUGUGUCAGAUCUUUCAGGGGAAAAAAUGAUUUGGGUAGAGUCAAUGAGAAGUAGAGACAGCAGGGAGGGCUGCCCUGAGCAGAGCAGGAGAGAGGUCUUUGGAGGAGGCGCCCUUUGGCCAAGCCAAAUAAGCAAUGUCAGACGGACUAGGAGAAAAAGCAGCUUAGCUUGGGGCCUUGUGCCUCCUGUCCCCCUGCUUCCCUGGGGCUUGCCUGAUGAUCAACCAGGCUGGGCUGAGGCCUCUGGUCUGAACCCCAGCUCCAUCACCAAGUUCAGCCAGGAGACCUGGAGGGCAGACAUGGGACAAAUGCCUCAUUACUGCGCUGUUACCGUCAUUGCUCUUCUCAGAGUCCCACAGCUGGCCCUGCGAAAGGACUGCUAUGACCCCAAGCCACACACUCCGGGGAGGAGGGCUGGGGUUGACCAAGUCCCCUGACUGCACCCCGAUGACAGCUGAAUUAUUCCAGUGCUCUAGGAGUCUAAGGAUGAUUCAUUUAAGAUGAAAUGGCUGGGAGACAAUUUUACCUAAACCCUUUAUGAACCAAGCUGGUGUUCCUGCUGAAAGCUUUAUCUCUCUGAGAGCCUGGCUGGCCAGAGAGCUGUGCACAGUGGCUUGGGGCUGUCAUGUGACCAGUGACCCGCUCUCUGCUGCUCAGUACUGCCAAGUAGGGAGUGUCCUGCCUUUUCUCUGCCGCAGGCCCAGGAGCACCUGCAUCCCCAGAGUGCUGACAGCGUAGCACCAGUUUGGUCUUUCUCCUCGGCAGUGACGUGGGGCCCAUCUCUAAAGUGACAGUUAUAACUGCUCUUGGGGGUAUCAUUUGCAGGUGCCCCUUGUUACUGUUCAUGUGUUUAUUGAAUAAAGUCUGAAGUGCUGUGACCUUUUUUGUCAAUAAAGAUAUGAAAGAAACCUCUGUA
Nycticebus coucang (slow loris) is the source of this 3740-nucleotide messenger RNA. It is a transcript of the gene KCTD2, whose product is annotated as potassium channel tetramerization domain containing 2. Gene Ontology annotation, biological process: protein homooligomerization; proteasome-mediated ubiquitin-dependent protein catabolic process. The coding region runs from base 146 to 1018 and encodes 290 amino acids. Gene Ontology annotation, cellular component: Cul3-RING ubiquitin ligase complex; cytoplasm. The record is from RefSeq and is a predicted model, not a curated record. The transcript is spliced from 7 exons. Gene Ontology annotation, molecular function: cullin family protein binding. NCBI's taxonomy places the organism in Eukaryota, Metazoa, Chordata, Mammalia, Primates, Lorisidae.